AUGAAGUGGUUAUCAUUCAAUGACCCGGAUUUUUGCCUUCCACGGAAUCAAAUGAGUUUCAUCCAAGCCUCGAUUCUACGCAGCGACAAGGAGAACGACAUCUACGUCCCACUGGUCGGUGGUCUUCUUAUGUUCUACAUUUCAAUAACUUUUCAACGUGGAAAUAUUGUGAUGAGAUGCUUUGCAAUCGCUGAUCUUACUGUAGCCAUUCUUCGUUUUUGUCAUUUGGAAUUCUGUUAA
This is a messenger RNA of Caenorhabditis remanei, 240 nucleotides long. RefSeq lists its product as uncharacterized. Lineage: Eukaryota; Metazoa; Nematoda; Chromadorea; Rhabditida; Rhabditidae. The transcript has 2 exons. The record is from RefSeq and is a predicted model, not a curated record. Bases 1 to 240 code for a protein of 79 amino acids.